Molecule: messenger RNA, 3759 nt
Organism: Exserohilum turcica Et28A
Lineage: Eukaryota; Fungi; Ascomycota; Dothideomycetes; Pleosporales; Pleosporaceae
Exons: 3
Coding region: 1-3759 (1252 amino acids)
Biological process (GO): mitotic cell cycle; mitotic chromosome condensation; meiotic chromosome condensation
Cellular component (GO): nucleus; condensed chromosome, centromeric region
Molecular function (GO): histone binding
Source: RefSeq, a predicted model, not a curated record
AUGGAUGCGCGCGUGGAUUUCGAUAUCAAUGAGGCGGUCAAGCUGUUCGACAGCGACCCUUCGACGAUUCCCACGCCCGAGGCCCCGCAAGCGCUACAAGACUGCGAAGAUGAGCCAGAAUCGCUCUCAUCGCCCGGAUUGAUCAACAGCGAGCUGAAUCCUGUGGUUGACGCCGUGGCUGAGAGCCCAGAUGCGAUUACUCGCAGCUCUGUUUUUGAUACUCUGCAGUUUCUGCUGAAGUGCGUUCCCGCAUAUCCAAAGCACGCAAAAGCAUAUGACACGGAACCUAAUUGUAAAUUGUUGCACUUAUCUAGGCACUCGUCGCAAAUCCCACCCGCCAUUCUCAGCAAGAUCCUCGACCUCAUAUCCUCAGCACUAUCCACGCAAGCCGAUAUCAUCCAUGCAGACCUCGAGGCUGAAGAGCAGGAUGCGAUACCCCACCACAAAAACCUCCUGGAGAUGUACGGCUUUCUUCUCCGGUGGACCAUCUCCGCUGUUGAGACAAGGGCACUUGAGAAGUCGGCCUCCGCACCAGCAGCUAGGGGGCGGGGUAAGGCCACAAAGACAAAAGCUGGCGGAGGCAAAGAGAGCACUUGGGAUGCCACCGCUCAAUUAGAGACAGCCCUUGACCGGAUGAGCAAGGUGCUGAGACUUAAGUUGGGCCGUAUAUUUGUCACCACAUCAGAGCGAGAUACUUUCAUCGGCUUGUUCACAAAGCCCGUAUACCACAUACUCGAGAAUGAGGCAAGAGUCAAGAACAACGCCAUACGAAACCACUGUUUCAGGGUCCUUUGCUUUGCUGUAAAAUCGCAUGGACAUGCAUACACCGCUCAGACGUCCAUCAACCAGAGCUUGACGUACUUUGAACAUUUAUCAGAGCCCAUGGCUGAAUUUCUCUUUACACUUGCCGACGCAUUCGAUUACCCACAGCUCACUGAAGAUGUUUUGAAAGACAUCAGCAGCAAGGAGUUCAGUUCCACCGAUCUAAAGGGUCCAAAGUCCAUCUCGACCUUUCUCACCAAAAUUUCCGAACUCACGCCACAUCUCGUCAUCAGGCAAAUGACACUACUCGCAAACCUGCUAGACAGCGAGUCAUACACCCUGCGUUGCGCCCUAAUCGAAGUAUGCGGAAACCUGAUCACCAUGCUUAGCAAGCUGAGCCAAGAUGACCGCAGCGAAAACCACAAGGCCCAGAUUCGCAUUUUCUUUGAUGUGCUUGAGGAUCGCUUCCUUGACAUCAACCCCUAUUGCCGUGCUCGAGUAAUGCAGGUUUACGUCAAGCUUUGCGAUCUCGAGCAAAAGUACCCCAAGCGCAGGCAAAAGGUGGCUGAGCUGGCUGCACGCAGUCUUGAAGACAAGAGUAGCAAUGUUCGCCGGAAUGCAAUUAAGCUGCUCGCCAAACUGAUUUCGACACACCCAUUUACAGCGUUCGAUGGCGGAUUGCUAUCGACCAAGGACUGGACUCAGCGGUUGCACGAAUGCGAGGCCCAGAUAAAUGCCUUGCAACCCCCAGAAGAAUUGAGAGAACGACCGCCAAGCGAGCAGGCUGUCGACGAGACCUUGCUACAGGACGCAACACAGGCUGACAAUGGGGAUGAUGAGGGGCCGAAACAUCCCUCUGAGAUGAGUGAGGAAGAGAAGGCUGCUGCAGUCGAAAAAGCUCAAAAAGAUGCUGCGACGGCACAGGAGCUCGAGAAAUUCCAGGCAGUGCGCAAGUUCCUGCUGGAAGCGCUCAAGUUCAUCGAAGUCAUCAACGAUGCCGCCGAGGUCGUGGCUCAGCUACUGUCAUCUAAGAACAAGAGCGAAGUCAUCGAGGCCAUGGACUUCUUCACGACGAUCGAUGCAUACAAGAUUGCCAACGCAAAGCUCGGCAUUCGAAGAAUGCUUCGCCUCAUCUGGACCAAAGGAAACAGCGACGAGGGCAAGGGUGUGCAAACCCAUCUUCUUGAGUGCUACAAGGGCUUGUUUUUUGAUGCACCACCCGGAUUUGACGAGAACGCGGUUGCGAACUACAUCUCCAAGAACAUGAUUAGUUUGACUUUUGGCACAACACCGGCGGAGCUGACUUCUCUUGAGCAGCUUCUCAGUACUAUGAUGAAGCAGGGCCUUGUUAACGGAUUGGUCAUCCAGAAGCUUUGGCAGAUCUAUGGCUACCAGAAGAAAGACAUCUCUAAGAACCAGCGUCGAGGAGCCAUCAUUGUUCUGGGUAUGCUGGCACUCUCCACGCCUGACAUUGUUGUGCAAGAGAUGGAAACCUGCCUUCGAAUUGGUCUCGGAGAGCUUGGUAGACGAGACUUGGGACUGGCUCGAUACACUUGCAUCGCUCUCCGUCGCAUGAGCCAGCCACCAGGAAAGCAGGCCGCUAGCGACGCCCCAGCUCAGACUGUAAAACUGCCCAAUGACCACGCAGUGCUGGUUAGACUGGCCGCCAUCACCGAAAUGACUUCAGACAGUAAAGAGUGGUACGGGGUAGCAGAACAGGCUAUCAGUGCCAUCUAUGUCUUGUCAAAGCACCCCGACGUCCUGUGCUCAGAGAUCAUUCGUAAGAUCACCAAGCGUGUCUUUGCUCCGCAACCCAAAACCGAAUCGCGCCCGACAUCAAGUUCAAGCGCUGCUGCGCCGGCAGGGGAAGACGUAGAAAUGACAGACGCACCGGCAGUCGAGGAGCCACAACCAAAGAAGCAGAACUCAGCCCUUGCUCUAUCGCAACUACUGUUUGUCGUUGGUCACGUCGCAAUCAAGCAAAUUGUCCAUCUUGAGCUCUGUGAGCUUGAAUUCAAGCGUCGCAAGGCUGAGAAGGAUAAGAAGGCCGCGCCUGGUCCUCGCAAGUCUACGACAUCGGCGGCCGAUCCUACACCUAUGAAGAAAGGCCGCAAACGGGGCACUGCCAAGGAGCCUACGCCUACGCCUGCGCCAGAGGAAGCUGAUGAGCUGGAUCUUAUGGCAGGUACUACGGAAGAUGACUUCACUGAAGCCAUUGCGCACGUCCGCGAACGCGAGCUUUUGUACGGUCCACAGUCUCUUUUGGCAAACUUUGGUCCAAUGGUGACAGACAUUUGCGCCAACAACACGUCGUACAACCACCCGACACUACAAGCCCAAGCAGCACUUUGCUUGGCGAAGCUCAUGUGUGUGAGCUCGGAGUACUGUGAGACCAACCUUGGCCUGCUACUCACUAUCCUCGAGAGAAGCCAAGAUGCCGUCGUCCGAAGCAACCUUGUCGUAGCACUCGGUGACAUGGCGGUAUGCUUCAACCAUCUCAUUGAUGAAAACACCGACUUCCUCUACCGUCGUUUGAACGACGGUGACCCCAGCGUCAAGCGAACCUGUCUGAUGACACUCACCUUCUUGAUCCUAGCCGGUCAGGUCAAGGUCAAGGGCCAGCUGGGCGAGAUGGCCAAGUGUCUCGAAGAUAGCGACAAGAAGAUCGCAGACAUGGCACGCAUGUUCUUCACCGAGUUGUCGACAAAGGACAAUGCUGUAUACAACCAGUUCAUUGACAUGUUUAGUGUACUCAGUGCAGACACUGGGCUUAGCGAGGAGGCCUUGAAGAGGAUCAUCAAGUUUCUUGCUGGAUUUAUCGAAAAGGAUAAACACGCCAAGCAGCUAUCUGCUAAGCUUGCUUCGAGGCUACCAAGGGCCGAGAACGAGAGACAGUGGAAUGACAUUGCAUAUGCCCUGGCUCAACUGCAGCACAAGGACGAAGAGAUUCAGAAGAUGGUGUCGGAAGGCUUCAAGGUUGUCCAGAUGGCUGCCUAG